AAAAAAAAGUUCCCAGAUUGGCAGUUUGUUUAUCCAGCGUGGGGGAAAUUCGAAAAUCCGUCGCACACAACUCGACGUGGAACGGCUCGACUUGGACUAGGCACAAACAUAAUCUUUGAGUUCUAUUGGCAGUAUCCAAUCCUAUUGCACCAGAAGAGAUAGCGAUAUCCAUCUACCUCCAACAUGGCCGGGCCCCCUUCUUCCAGCGGCUCGGAUACGUCGAGUGAGGACGGCUGGGUCGACGCCGAGAACGAAGUCGAGGAACCGCCCACCAUCGUGUCGCUCCUCGACGAUGCCGUUUUUACAGAUGCUGCUUCCAUGGUGAAGCACUGCAAAGACAAGCAUGGCUUCGACUUUGUUGCCACGCGCGACAGGCUGGGGCUUGACUUUUAUGGCUGCAUCAAGCUUAUCAACUAUGUCCGCCAGCGGGCGCUGGACCGCGCGGCUCUGCCGGCCGAGAUCAAGCCGGCUGACCUGGAGGAUGACCGCUACCUGAAGCCGGUGCUAGCCGACGACGCAUUCAUCAUGGCCCUCGACGACCUCCCUGAGAGCACCGCACCUGUUGCUGGGGAGUCGGCAGCUGCUGGUGGCGAGGCCGAUGCCCUCCGAUCGCGUAACGUCGAGCUCCAAGCUGAGCUGGACCGCCUCGUGCGCCAGUUCGCCGACUAUCGCACGGCAGUGCAGCAGACGCUGGAUCAGCGCUGGGGCGAGGACGAGGGCGCCUCGUCGACCGCGGCCGUGUCUGGCGCUGCUGCUGCCGUUCCGGCCAAGGAAGUCGACGAGUCCAAGUACUACUGGGACUCGUACGCGAGCAACGAGAUCCACGAGACUAUGCUUAAGGAUGCCGUGCGCACCGAGGCAUACCGCGACUUCAUCUACAACAACAAGGACCUCUUCAAGGGCAAGGUGGUCCUCGAUAUCGGCUGUGGCACUGGCAUUCUCAGUAUGUUCUGCGCCAAGGCCGGGGCCAAGCUGGUCAUUGCGGUGGACAACUCGGACAUCAUCGACAAGGCGCGCGAGAACAUUUUCAACAACGGACUCGGCGAGCAGAUCACCUGCCUCAAGGGCAAGAUGGAAGAGGUCAAGCUGCCGGUGGAGCAGGUGGACAUUAUCGUGAGCGAGUGGAUGGGCUACUGCCUGCUCUACGAAGCCAUGCUCCCCAGCGUGCUGUGGGCGCGCGACCGCUACCUGGCCCCCGACGGCCUGUUGGUCCCGAGCCACACGUCCAUGUGGGUGGCCCCCAUGUCGGACCAGGACUGGGUCGACGACCACAUCACGUUCUGGCGCAACGUCUACGGCUUCGACAUGAAGGCCAUGCAGGAGGGUAUCUGCGCCGAGAGCCACAUCGAGGUGCUGCCCCCGCGCUCCCUGUGCGGCGAGCCCUUCAUGUUCCGCAUGCUAGACCUGCACACGGUCCGCGUCGAGGACCUCAUCUUCGAGUCCACCUGGCGCUCCACCCUGACAGCCGACGCGCCGCGCCUCGACGCCUUCGUCGUCUGGUUCGACACCUUCUUCUGCAACGCGCGCGGCAAGACGGUCGAGCCGCCCGACGCCACCGCCCUUGCCUGGGGCGACAGCAGCCGCGCCGACCGCGUCGCCUUCACCACGGGGCCCUUUGGCACCCCGACGCACUGGAAGCAGGGCAUCCUGACCACCCGCCCAGGCUGCGCCCCUCUCACGCUGACCAAGGGCCAGACGGUGUCGGGCAAGCUGACGGUCUCGAUCCCCGAUGACCACCCGCGAGGACUGCGCUUGAAGGUGGACUGGGGCGCGGAGCAGCAGGGUGAAGUCAAGGAGGCCGCUAGCGUUGACAAUGUCACAGAUUCUCAGGUCUGGGAGGUGCGCUAGCCUAGAAAUUUGACAUGCAAAUCUGCUGCUUGAACAGACAUCCUUGUGGGAUUGAGUUUAUAGAUCAAGUAGAGAAAAAAAAGAUAUGGAAGCCAUGUACGUCGAUGGCAGUAAUGAUGCAGCCAAAACUCCUGAAUAGCC
This is a messenger RNA of Gaeumannomyces tritici R3-111a-1, 1989 nucleotides long. RefSeq lists its product as hypothetical. The record is from RefSeq and is a predicted model, not a curated record. Gene Ontology annotation, cellular component: nucleus. Gene Ontology annotation, molecular function: protein-arginine N-methyltransferase activity. Gene Ontology annotation, biological process: peptidyl-arginine methylation. Bases 184 to 1848 code for a protein of 554 amino acids. The transcript is spliced from 3 exons. NCBI's taxonomy places the organism in Eukaryota, Fungi, Ascomycota, Sordariomycetes, Magnaporthales, Magnaporthaceae.